GUAUGGGCCAAGAUGGCGGGAGAUAUAAGAUAGCUUUCCAUUGUUUGUUUAUGUUACCUUCGAUUUGCGUUAUUUAUGACAUAUUUUUAUUGAAUUAGAAUUUGCCAUACAAGUCGAGAAAUUGGUGCGUAAUUAUUGAUUCGUCAACUUCUAUGUACAAGACUGUCAGCUUAGAAAAUGGAAGAAAAUGGAUUUUCCACAAUAGUCACAAAUGUAGAUUAUACUCAGAUUGCUCCCAUCCAGCAGAAGCGGACACUUGCAUUCAUUAAUCACUUUGUGGCAACCACAGUCACAUUUCUCAACAAGUUCGCAGAAAACUGUGAGACAAGGCUGGAGAGGUUCAACGAUCAGCUCCGUAAGGCAGAGGCUGCACUGUCCAUACUUGAGGCUAAACUGAGCUCCAUAGAGGGUCUGGAUGGUGUGACGGUGCCAGUGGCAGACGAGAAGAUCGAGGUCAUCUCGCCGGACGCCAGCGCCUCGGUACAGGAGGCCUCACCACCCACCGAGCAACUGCCCGCGGAGGAUGCACAGUCGCCACCUAGCGACGAGUCAAGGCGGCCAAAGGCAUCUCAAGACUCACGAUACUCUCGCUUCUUUCGUUUGGUGCGGGUUGGCGCUUCCUUGCAGGCAGUCAAGCGGACAAUGCAAGAAGAGGGUUUGGACCCCUCCAUUCUAGACAAUCCUGAUGCAGAGGUUCCAGACAGCAUCCCCAUCACGCAGGAGCCCAAAGAAGACUCUGAUUCUGAGCCUGGCACAACCCACAGCUUCAACAGUAGCUUCAGCGACUGAUGGUGGAGCCUUCCAUAGCUGGAGAAGCUUAUUUCAUCCCCAAUUGGCAUGAUAUAGCUGUAUACUGUUUGUUCUUGUUUGUUAUACUAUGAAAUUUAUUCAUGACAUACUAGUGCUUUGAAUAAUUUUGUCAAUAAAAAUUUAAUUACUGUU
This is a messenger RNA of Bacillus rossius redtenbacheri, 942 nucleotides long. RefSeq names its product WASH complex subunit 3 (gene CCDC53). The coding region runs from base 178 to 789 and encodes 203 amino acids. Gene Ontology annotation, biological process: exocytosis; actin filament polymerization. The record is from RefSeq and is a predicted model, not a curated record. Lineage: Eukaryota; Metazoa; Arthropoda; Insecta; Phasmatodea; Bacillidae. The transcript is spliced from 4 exons. Gene Ontology annotation, cellular component: WASH complex.